UGAAGCAGAGAUGAUUGAAGAUAUUGUCAAUGAUGUUUCAAACAAGCUGAACCUUUCCGCACCAUCCAAUGAUUUUGACAGCUUAGUUGGGAUGGAAUCCCAGAUGGUAAAUAUGGGACCAUUGUUACAGCUAGAUUCAGAUGAGGUGAGAAUAAUAGGGAUCUUGGGCCCACCUGGGAUUGGUAAGACCACCAUUGCUAGAUAUAUACUCAACCGCUACUCCCGAGAUUUCCAACUGAGUGUGUUUGUGGAGAAUAUCAAAAUAAAGUAUACCUGUUCAAAUGACUACAAUGUGAAGUUGGAUUUACAAAAACACUUCAUGUCUCAACUAACCAAUGAGUUGGGUAUCAAGAUUCCAAAUUUGGGAAUUUCCAAAGACAGGCUGAAAAACAAGAAAGUUCUUGUCAUCCGUGAUGGUGUGGAUCGGUCAGUACAAGUGGAAGCAAUGGCGAAAGAAGCUAGUUGGUUUGGUCUUGGGAGUCGGAUUAUCAUCACGACACAAGAUCAAAAGGUUUUAAACGCAGGUGGGAUCAACCAUAUCCACAAGGUGAAUUUACCAUCAUAUAAUGAAGCUCUACAAAUGUUUUGCAUGUACGCUUUUGGUCAGAAAGACCCCAAGGAUGGUUUUAAGGAGCUUGCUUGUGAAGUUAUUAGUCUUGUAGAUAGUCUUCCCUUGGGGUUAAGGGUUAUGGGAUCCUAUUUUCAGGGAAUGUCCGAGAAAGAUUGGACAGAGGCACUACCAAACUUAAGGGCUCACCUUGACCGAGAUGGAGAAAUUGACAGUAGCAUCGUCAUAGGAAUAAAUGAUGAGACUUAUGAGGACAUAAAAUGUACAAGUGAAAGAGCCUUUGAAAGAUUGUAUAAUCUUCAAUUCUUAAGAAUCAGCAGCCUUGGCGUUAAUCCGCGAAAGUUCCUAGUCAAGCUAGAGAUGAAGAAUAGCAAGCUUAAGAAAUUAUGGGAAGGAAUGCAACCGAUCAGAAAUCCCAAGUGGAUGGAUUUGAGUCAUUCAAAAAUUUUGAAAGAGCUUCCUAAUCUCUCAACUGCCACUAAUCUGUAUGACUUGGAUCUCAGAUACUGUUCAAGUUUGGUGAAACUUCCUUCCUCUCUUGGGAAUGCAAUUAAUCUCAAAAUAUUGAAUCUCCAUGGAUGCUCAAGUUUGGUGGAGCGUCUCUUAAACUUUGAAACUGCAGUCACUGAUCUUAAAGACAUUGAUCGCAGUCAUUGCUCAAGCCUGGUAAAACUCUCUUUCUCUACUAGGAAUGCUAUUAAUCUUCGGAGAUUGAAUCUCAGUUAUUGCUCAAGCUUGAUGGAGCUCCCUUAUUCUAUUGGGAAUGCAACUAGUCUUGAAGAACUGAAUCUCAGUCAUUGCUCAAGCCUGGUGAAGCUCCCUUCUUCUAUUGGGGAUGUAGUUAAUCUCAAGAAUUUGAAUCUCCAUCAUUGCUCAAGUUUGGUGGAGCUACCUUCCUCUAUUGGGAAUGCAACUAAACUACAAAAAUUGGAUCUUGGUCGUUGUUCAAGUCUGGUGAAACUGCCUUCCUCUAUUGGGAAUGCAACUAGUCUUGAAGAACUGAAUCUCAGUCAUUGCUCAAGUCUGGUGAAGCUCCCUUCUUCUCUUGGGAAUCUAGUUAAUCUCAAGAAAUUGGAUCUUAGAAACUGUUCAAGCUUGGUGGAGCUCCCUUCUUCUAUUGAGAAUGCAGUUAAUCUCAUGAAUUUGAAUCUCAGUUAUUGCUCAAGUUUGGUGGAGCUCCCUUCUUCUAUUGGGAAUGCAAUUAGUCUCAGAAAACUGAAUCUUAGCCAUUGUUCAAAUUUGGUGGAGCUCCUUUCCUCUAUUGGGAAUUUAACUAAUCUUCAAGAACCGAAUCUCAGUUAUUGCUCAAGUAUGGUGGAGCUACCUUCCUCUAUUGGAAACCUGGUCAACAUCGACUUGGAAUCUAUUGGAGAACUCGAUCUCUCAAAUUGCUCUUCGAUGGAAAGUUAUCAUGAGAGUUCCACAGACAUUCAAGAGUUUGAUCCAUGGACCAAGAGCAUAUAUGGUUUACGUCAACUUGUACUAAACGGAAUGAAGAAGCUGGUAUCACUCCCGCCGCUUCCCGAUUCGCUAUGGCUACUAGAUGCAGAAAAUUGUGACUCACUGGAGAGACUAGAUUGCUCCUUUCGAAAUCGAUGUUUCUGUCAUCUGCACUUCAUUAACUGCUUCAAACUAAAUCAAGAAGCGAGAGAUCUCAUCAGCCUGACACGGACCGAUGAUUAUGCAGUCUUUCCCGCUGAAGAAGUGCCUACGUGCUUCCCUUACCGAUCAUCUGGGAGUUCCUUAACUCUGAAGUUGAAUCAAAUGCCUCUUGGUAAAUCAACCAAAAUUUACGGCUUGCAUCAUAUGUGGUGAUGUGGAAAAAAAUGACUCUGUAGAUUGGGGAUCUGUCUGUUGUAGCAUCAUGUCCGGAGGGAAUGCUCUCACUGCUUGUUAUAAAAGAGUACAAGGAGUUUUUCCCGGGCAUCUGUACACAUUUGAGGUUGAGGUUGAAACAGAGGAGAUGACUUCCACCGAGCUUGUUUUUGAGUUCGAGAUCCAGUUCGACUAUAUACUUUCAGAAAGCUCCGAAGCAUGGGAGAUAAAAAAAAUGCGGGAUGCUUCCACUCUUGGAGGUCCCUUCAUGCUGAUGUACAUUAUUGAGAGCUUCAAAGAUCGCCUUAAAAGUUAAUACCUAAGUAAGACAAAGCAUUCGGAAAAUGACAAUGCAAGAUUCACACGUACAACUUCUUUUUUUU
Messenger RNA from Brassica oleracea var. oleracea, 2766 nucleotides. RefSeq names its product disease resistance protein TAO1-like. The record is from RefSeq and is a predicted model, not a curated record. Lineage: Eukaryota; Viridiplantae; Streptophyta; Magnoliopsida; Brassicales; Brassicaceae. Gene Ontology annotation, molecular function: protein binding; ADP binding. Gene Ontology annotation, biological process: defense response. Bases 11 to 2383 code for a protein of 790 amino acids. The transcript is spliced from 4 exons.